This is a messenger RNA of Glossina fuscipes, 951 nucleotides long. Its product is annotated as aldo-keto reductase family 1 member B1-like. The transcript has 5 exons. Gene Ontology annotation, molecular function: aldose reductase (NADPH) activity. Gene Ontology annotation, cellular component: cytosol. NCBI's taxonomy places the organism in Eukaryota, Metazoa, Arthropoda, Insecta, Diptera, Glossinidae. Bases 1 to 951 code for a protein of 316 amino acids. The record is from RefSeq and is a predicted model, not a curated record.
AUGAACAACGGCAAUGAAAUGCCUAUUUUGGGCCUAGGAACGUGGGGAGCCACCAAAGAUUAUGCAAUCAUUGAAAAUGUUCACGUGGAUGAAGUCAGCGACAAAGGCCGAACGAAACCUAAUGAAAUGGAGGCAGUUGUUGCUAAUGCCAUAGACGUGGGCUUCCGACAUAUCGAUACUGCUCCUUUACAUAAGAAUGAAAAAGAAAUCGGAGUUGCGCUUAAUAAACAAAUUCAAGAGAAAAAAGUGCAAAGGGAUGAGCUUUUCAUUGUGUCUAAACUGUGGAAUACUUUCCAUGGCCCCGAUGAUGUUUUAUGCGGUUGCAAGGAAAGUUUAGAAAAAUUAGGUUUAGAUUAUUUGGAUAUGUAUCUUAUGCACACACCAAUGGGUUUUAAGCCCGGCGAUGAUCUCUUUCCAAUCAAAAAAGGAAAAGUUUCGUUUUCUGAUGCCGACUACGUUUGCACAUGGCAAGCAAUGGAAGAUUUAGUCAAACAAGAUCUCUGUAGAAAUAUCGGUAUUUCUAAUUUCAAUAUAAAACAAAUUGAACGUUUGCUUAAACAAGCCACAAUUAUACCACAAACUCAUCAAAUUGAAGCCCAUCCAUAUCUUAUGCAAAAGGAAUUAAUUUCGUUUUGCAAAUAUAACGAUAUAUGCAUAACAGCUUACGCGCCACUCGGUUCUCCCGCCCGACCAUGGGCUGGUAAAGAUACAAAAAACAUACUUUUGAAGAAUUCAACGGUCUUAGAUAUCGCGAUGAGACAUAAGAAAACUCCUGCGCAAAUACUGCUACGCUAUCAAAUUCAGUUGGGUCAUGCUGCGAUACCGAAGUCAGGAACUUGUGAAAAUAUGCAGAAUAACUUUAAUAUUUUCGAAUUUGAACUACAUCCCGAGGAUAUGCAAAAUUUAGAUAGUUUAGACUAUGGUAUGCGUCUUUUUAAAUUUGCCGGGUAA